GGAAUUUUCUAAGUCUUAUAUACAUCUCCGUUCCCAUUCUUCUUUUUGCUCACUAACUGAACUUCACUUCAACCCUUUCCAUGGAAUCAAGACACUUUGUUCGCUUCCUCCUUCUCUUCCUCGGCAUAGUCACUCUUUUAGUCAUCACAUGGAUCAACCUCCCUUACGCCCCACCCAACGCCACUGAGAUUUUCGACUGCAAUUCUUUUUCUUCAUGGUGCACCUCCAAGAAUCGUUUCCAACCAAAAAAAAUCAUCAAUCCCCUCAAACAACUCACUAAACCCACCCGCCACCUUGCCUCUCACACCCCUCAGCACCCUCUUGACCCCCUCACCAUCCAAGAAAUCAACCACGUCCGUACGAUCCUCUCCUCCCACCCCCUUUUCAAGUUCUCCUCCCCCUACGCUUUCCACUCCGUCUCCUUGGAAGAACCUGACAAACCACUUGUCCUCAACUGGAAACGAGGUGACUCACUAUUACCAAGAAAAGCCUCGGUGAUUGCACGUGUCAACAACAAAUCAUACGUGUUAACAGUCGACUUAUCUACUGAACAGGUUAGUCUGCACAGCAGAGUUCCCCUCUCCGGUUAUCCCACCAUGACAGUUGAAGACAUGACGUCAUCGACAUGGGCUCCUCUCGCGAACGCCACGUUUAACCGCACGAUCCUUGAACGUGGUGUUGAUCUGAAGGACUUGGCUUGUCUUCCGAUAUCGUUAGGUUGGUUCGGAAAAGCAGAGGAGAACAGGAGGUUGAUUAAGGUACAGUGUUACUCGAUGAAGGACACCGCAAAUUUUUACAUGCGACCGAUUGAAGGUUUGACUGUGCUUCUUGACAUGGACACAAAGCAAGUGGUGGAAAUUUCAGAUAAGGGGAGGACCAUUCCAAUACCAAAGGCCGCCAACACAGAUUAUAGAUUUUCUGCCCAGGAGUUACAUAAGCAAAUGAAUUUGAUAAACCCAAUAUCAAUAGAGCAACCAAAAGGUCCAAGUUUUGUUAUCGAAGAUGAACAUAUGGUUAAAUGGGCAAACUGGGAAUUUCAUUUGAAACCCGACGCGAGAGCUGGAGUUAUUGUUUCUCGGGCUCGGGUAAAGGACCCGAAUACAGGGGAAGUGAGGAACGUGAUGUACAAAGGGUUUUCUAGUGAAUUGUUUGUGCCGUACAUGGAUCCCACAGACGCAUGGUAUUUUAAGACGUAUAUGGAUGCGGGUGAAUACGGGUUCGGGUUACAGUCCAUGCCGCUUGACCCGCUUAAUGAUUGUCCACGGAACGCCUAUUAUAUGGAUGGUGUGUUUGCGGCAGCUGAUGGCACCCCGUACGUGCGAUCAAACAUGGUUUGCGUGUUUGAGAGGUACGCCGGUGAUAUUGGAUGGCGCCACUCUGAGAGUCCCAUCACGGGUAUGGAGAUUAGAGAAGUAAGGCCAAAGGUGACAUUAGUGGUUAGAAUGGCAGCAUCAGUCGCAAACUAUGAUUAUAUUGUUGAUUGGGAGUUCCAAACAGACGGACUAAUCAGAAUUAAGGUUGGACUAAGUGGGAUUUUGAUGGUGAAAGGCACUCCCUAUGAGAACAUGAACCAAGUGAGCGAGCAAGAAAAUCUCUUUGGCACCCUUUUGUCUGAAAAUGUUAUCGGUGUAAUCCAUGACCACUAUAUCACAUUUUACCUCGACAUGGACAUUGAUGAGUCUGAUAAUUCAUUUGUAAAGGUAAAUAUUCAGAGGCAAGACACGGCCCCUGGAAAGUCACCGAGGGCCAGUUAUUUAAAGGCUACAAGAAAUGUUGCUAAAACUGAGAAAGAUGCACAAAUUAAACUUAAACUAUAUGAUCCAGCUGAGUUCCAUGUGAUAAAUCCAACUAAAAAGACACGGGUGGGUAACCCGGUUGGGUAUAAGGUUGUUCCUGGUGGCACCGCGGCUAGCUUGCUUGAUCUUGAAGAUCCACCCCAGAAGCGAGGCGCAUUCACAAAUAACCAAAUAUGGGUCACUCCAUAUAAUCGAAGCGAGGAAUGGGCUGGUGGAUUGUUUGUUUACCAGAGCCAGGGUGAAGACACUCUUGCAGUAUGGUCUGACAGGGAUCGACCGAUUGAGAAUAAAGACAUUGUGGUCUGGUACACACUUGGAUUCCAUCACGUACCCUGCCAGGAGGAUUUUCCCAUUAUGCCAACUGUGUCUUCAAGCUUUGAUUUAAAGCCUGUGAAUUUCUUUGAGAGUAACCCUAUUCUCCGGAUCCCACCCAAUCUUGAGAAGGACCUUCCUGUAUGCAAGACUACUGCUUCAUCUUGACAACUUUUCUACUCUCCCUUUGUUGUACCGUAAUUUAUGUACAAAUUUUCGCUAGUAUAAAAGGGUGAUUCCCACAAAUAAAAUCAAUACCUGGAUCUUUUUAUUGAGGAUCUAUUCCAAGAA
Molecule: messenger RNA, 2399 nt
Organism: Pistacia vera
Lineage: Eukaryota; Viridiplantae; Streptophyta; Magnoliopsida; Sapindales; Anacardiaceae
Product: primary amine oxidase-like
Exons: 4
Coding region: 81-2276 (731 amino acids)
Biological process (GO): amine metabolic process
Molecular function (GO): primary methylamine oxidase activity; copper ion binding; quinone binding
Source: RefSeq, a predicted model, not a curated record